UUCGAGCCCAGAGCCCGAAGCAAACAGAUCUCUCUCACGAUCGCUGCACGUUGCAUCCGGAGCAAGCCGAUGGUUCUCUCGUUUUCCUCGAUUUCACGCAGCCUGACAACUCGCACACAGCCGAUCGUUUCGGGACUCUGCCGAGAGCUCGUUUCCGUACCGACGCGUUUCCCGUGCCGAUCGAACCGCGAGCCGAAAAAGUGACCGAACGCCGAUCCCCGAGAUACCUCCAACGAACGAACGACAUUUUCUAUUUUCGACUUUCUUCGAUCUCUUUUUAUCUCUACGGUGGUGAUACAGUGAUUAGAGACUGUCGAGGGAACAACUAUCGGCUAGAUGGCUGUCAGCACUCUGAACAUGGCACCUUACUUCACUGGAUACCCAUUUCAAGGACAAGGGCGUGUGAAUCAACUCGGUGGUGUGUUCAUUAAUGGGCGCCCAUUGCCGAAUCAUAUUCGUCGUCAGAUCGUAGAUAUGGCCGCAGUCGGUGUCAGACCAUGCGUAAUCUCUAGACAGCUAAGGGUUUCGCAUGGCUGCGUGUCGAAAAUCUUGAAUCGAUAUCAGGAAACGGGAUCGAUUAAACCGGGUGUGAUCGGUGGUAGCAAACCACGGGUGGCUACGCCCGAAGUCGAAGCAAAAAUUGAGGACAUGAAGAAACAGAACCCCGGCAUAUUCAGCUGGGAGAUACGGGAGAAGCUGAUAAAGCAGGAUGGUGUCUGUGAUAAAGCGUCAGCACCGUCGGUUUCCAGUAUAUCAAGACUCCUUCGUGGUCCUGCAAAUCAGACUCGGCCCAGUGACGAUCCUCGCAGGAAUCAUUCGAUCGAUGGGAUACUCGGCGGAAGUAGCGGCGAUGAUUCAGAUACAGAAAGCGAGCCAGGAAUUGUGUUGAAAAGGAAACAACGCAGAAGCAGGACCACGUUCACCGGUGAACAACUUGAGCAAUUGGAAGCUGCUUUCCACCGAACUCAGUACCCAGAUGUCUAUACCAGAGAAGAGCUAGCCCAAAAGACAAACUUGACGGAAGCGCGUGUCCAGGUCUGGUUCAGCAAUAGACGGGCUCGGCUCCGCAAGCAGCUGAACAGUCAACAACUGAACGCUUUCAACACAAUGAAUUUACAGUCGUUUCAGUCUCAGCACUACGGCAGUGCUGAGACUUAUCAAAGCUACGGUCAAACAUCGGUAGCCGCAGCCGCAACAACCACCACUGGUUAUCCUCAGCAUUAUAACUACAGCGAGAAUUACUACGCCGCGCAACAACAAUGGCCAAGACCGACCGCAGAGAACUAUGGAUUGUUCAACGCUUCCCAUUACAGCAGCAGCAAUCUAGCAUCGAAUCUAGCAUCCAACAAUCUGAACCUGAGCAGUCUAGGUGGCAGUGUCGCUUCCACCGCGUCAAACAUGGGUGCGUGCAUGGCUCAGAGCGCAACUUCGGGAGUGCCAACUCCUGCUGCGAUCAGCCAUCACGUAACGCCUCACAGCCCCAGCGAGGCAAAAAGUGGCUAUCCCUACUUAGGUGGAAUAGAAUCACAGGUGUGCGGUCGAGUCCACUGAAUUCCAAGGUUUGCGUUGUAGUCAAAUGCCGAGCACCCUUGUUCUGAACGUCUUAUUCGUUAUUAACAUCCACAAAGUGGGACACAAAGUGGAGCACAACGUGGAACACAAAGUGUGACACAAAAUGGAACAUAAAGUAAAAAUGCAACAGAAAAUAAUACACGAAAUGGCACGCAAAAUGCAACUCAAAAUGGAACAAAAAAUGGGACACAGUUGGUUACAAAGUAGGAUGCAAAGUUGGGCACAAUAUGGAGCACAAAAUGAACUAGGGAGGUAAUUCAAAUGUUAAGAGAAAAUUAUGAACGCGUACAAAAUGCCUUUAAAUUAAAGUGCCUUUU
Megalopta genalis is the source of this 1889-nucleotide messenger RNA. Its product is annotated as protein gooseberry. Gene Ontology annotation, molecular function: DNA-binding transcription factor activity, RNA polymerase II-specific; RNA polymerase II cis-regulatory region sequence-specific DNA binding. NCBI's taxonomy places the organism in Eukaryota, Metazoa, Arthropoda, Insecta, Hymenoptera, Halictidae. Gene Ontology annotation, biological process: anatomical structure development; regulation of transcription by RNA polymerase II. The record is from RefSeq and is a predicted model, not a curated record.